AUGUCUCUACCCCACUUCGCGCCUUUCCCGGAUGCCAAAGUCAGACAGAACAUUCUUCCAGAUGAGUGGCGGCUAUACCUCGAUUCAUGGAACUCCCUAGCAGAACUGUAUCUCCGAUUACAUGAUCAGGAAUUCGCAACGGCAGCAUCUGACAACGACAACCUGACUACGUUUCUUUUGUCCUUCUUCCACGAAUUGGCCAAUGACGACAGCAUUGCAGCGAGAGUCCAGUCACUGCGAAAGCAAUGCUUUUUCCUACUUCACAGAUCAAUUUCGAAAGAUGGAAUAUCAGCGAGUCUUUUGAGUUGGUCAGCUUUAGCAGAUAUCUGUCAUGUCUACCCGAAGAGUGAGCAAUUUCGUGCUUUGCUGCAAAAGCUAUGGACACAAAAAGGAUCCACUAUUGAGAAGUCAUUGCAGACCGCAAAGACUUCGUUGAUCAGGAACCUGGAAUCUAAGCGACCGGAAGAGGCCGAGAGUACACUGGACCGGGUCGCGCCGCUCCUCAGAGUGUCGCCGGAUGCGAGCAUCUACAUGCUGACUGGAUCCGACUUCCUCGAUGCUCUAUAUGCUGCGUAUCCAAAUGUGCCGCCGCAAAUGAGAAAAAAGUUGGUUACUGUUGCCUAUCUAGGACUCACGGCCGUUUUAGAGGGGCCGAAACCCAAUUUCUCGCUCUUGUCAGAUCAUCUGUACAGUCUGAAAUCCAGCGAAGAGCAAGAGCAAAAGAAAGCGCCUGGAAAAAACACACUUGUUGCGGAUCUCGUCACCAAUACUCCCAUACUUGAGAAGAUCAGAGAAAAGACCACUGUCCCCGAAGCGACACGAGCAAAGAAUACUGCAGCCUCAUUGAGCGCAUUUCGCCAAUCUAACAUAGCACGGCCAAAGCGAAUAGUGCGGCGGAAGGUCGACAAGGGUAAGGCUCAGGCUAAGGAGGAUGAAUAUGGCCAUGAGGCAUUCACUGGCGAAGUACAUGUGCAUCGGAUGAAGCUGGGUGGUGGUUUCAUUGUCAAGUUACUUGAUGAGUACAACAACGACAUCGAGCAAGUUACCGCGUAUCUUCUGGAAGACUCAUUACCACCAUACUUAGCCGACGCUGAUCGUAGUGAGCAACUGCUCGCAGUUGACACAUCUCGCCUACACAUCGGUCGGCGGGGCAAAGAUCUCACUGCAGACAAGGUCCUAUCAGAUCGCAGCAAAGCACCCGCCAAAUCUUCGAUUUUAGCUGCACUUGCAGCUUUCGACUCAGACGACGACGAACGCGACGAUACUUACGACGUUGAAGAUGUUGGUGCAUCAGUCGACAAUGCAACAACAGGACCGGACGAAGCGGAUGCCGAUCUUCGUGACAAGAAUGAGGAAGCGUUGUUCCGCGCAUACACCAUGACACCAGAACUUUUCGGUCGUGACUCCGAAACACGGAGGGGCAAGCCCCGCACUGCGCUGAAGAGUGAGACUGGAAUGACCGACGAAGCGAUCGAAGGAUGGGGGAUUAUGAUCGGUCGUGAUCCCAAACGUUUACGUCGCCUCGAAGCCAGAUUCUCCACUUUCGCUGGCCAACAGCGCGAGCUUGCACCUACCUCAUGGCGCAACAGUCCCGCGGGAUCUGGCGACGAAGCUGGCGAAGGAAGCGGUGAGCGUGGCGGUCAUCGCGGCCGUGGAAGAGGUCGAGGACGAGGCCGCGGCGGACGUGGCGGUGGGGGUAAUGUCGCAGGCCCUGUCGAUGACAAGACCACACAGGUGGCACGGCAGCGUAAAGAUGCGAAUAAGGCUUCGAGGGCCAACCACAACCGAAAGGAUCAGAGAGGGAAGAAGCUGGCGAGAGCUGGCUUUUCGGGGUAA
Parastagonospora nodorum SN15 is the source of this 1836-nucleotide messenger RNA. RefSeq lists its product as hypothetical. Bases 1 to 1836 code for a protein of 611 amino acids. NCBI's taxonomy places the organism in Eukaryota, Fungi, Ascomycota, Dothideomycetes, Pleosporales, Phaeosphaeriaceae. The transcript has 3 exons. The record is from RefSeq and is a predicted model, not a curated record. Gene Ontology annotation, molecular function: ubiquitin binding.